UCCUGCUAACUCGAACCCACCACACCCGGGGACAGUUCCGCAAUCCAUUACCCGACGACAAGCGCUUCCCGGCGGGUUGCCCCUCCCCCACAUUGAGCGCGGAUUGCCGGGCCACUUGCCCCAAUAUUUACAUCUCUCGGCCCCAAACAAGGAAACUCUCGAGCAUCAACGCCAGCAACUCGAGGAAUCGAAUCGACCACCAAGCUCAAGUAGUCAACAAGAUGGCGGCCGAAAAAACGGCUGCGUGGGAGAAGUCAAUUCAGCGGAACCCCCAUCCAGACUUCAAGAAAGUGGAAGCCUCCCGCCCGCCAUUCGACUCUUCUAAGACCUUCACCUUCACUCAGACCCCGGAUCCCAACUGGCAGUUCGGAUCCGGCGCCAACUCCACGCACUGUGCGGCCAACUCGUGCUCAGCCGCGGGGAAAGACCACCAAGAAGAAGAAAAGAAACACGUCGUCAUCGACCCGUACGCGCCAGACCGGCCGGCGGGGUUCAACUACAAGCUCCUCAUCUCGGCCGUCGUGCCGCGGCCGGUCGCCUUUCUCUCGACCCGCUCGGCCGACGGCGCCACCACCAACCUGGCCGUCUUCAGCUACUUCCAGAUGAUCGGGCACGACCCGCCGCUCUUCGUCAUCGGCUUCGCCUCGCCCCUCGACGCCGCCCGCGCCAAGGACUCGCUGCGCAACCUGCACGAGCGCCGCGAGUGCGUCAUCAACAUGAUCAGCGAGGGCUUCGUCGAGGCCGCCAACAGCACCAGCGUCAACGCCCCCUACGGCGUCAGCGAGUGGGACGUCAGCGGCCUGACCCCCGCCUACGACUGCGAGACGGUCGGCUGCGCCCGCGUCAAGGAGGCCGUCUUCUCCAUCGAGGGCAAGCUCGAGAGCCUGAGGGAGUUUGAGAGCCGGGCCACCCCGGGCAAGGUGACGGCCACCAUGGCCGUCAUCGAGGGCACGCGCUUCUGGGCGAGGGAAGACGCUAUCAAUGAGGAGAGGAACCUGAUCGAUCCCAAGGUACUGCGUCCCAUAUCGAGGUUGGGAGGCAUCACGUAUGGCCGAACGACCGAAGCGUUCGAGCUGCCGCGACCGGACUUUGAGAAGGACGUGGGCGGAAUGGAGGGCAUGAAGAAGUUGGAGAGCAGGCAUCCUCCCAACUGAGAGCGUGGGCAUCGAAGCGGUUGCUCAGUGAAGUUGAGUAGCUGUGUCAUAAAUGAUAAACCAUGACACAUUAGGGAAGAGGUUAGACAACGGCUGUCAUAUAGAUGGCUCAUAUGCCGCCCUUUAUCGAAGAGAUUCAUUCACCUCGGGUCUAGGCUUCUCGUCGUGGACAGACCUCGGAGUGCGACGUAUCCACAAGCCAGAGAGCAUAUCUUAAAAACCUCUAGCUUCUCCUUCCAUCCCGAGGGUUCAUCUUGCCAAAGCUAACUCGCUCGGAGUCAGAAACAUGCGACAAUGCGCCGAUUGGUUCUGAAAAAAAAGUUUACCAAAGCACAAUGU
Molecule: messenger RNA, 1493 nt
Organism: Thermothelomyces thermophilus ATCC 42464
Lineage: Eukaryota; Fungi; Ascomycota; Sordariomycetes; Sordariales; Chaetomiaceae
Exons: 2
Coding region: 222-1154 (310 amino acids)
Molecular function (GO): FMN binding
Source: RefSeq, a predicted model, not a curated record